AUGACCGAAAUCGUAAUGAGCCAGACACCACCGAUUCUGCAUGGCCCUUCAGAAAAGGAACGGAAAUAUGAUCGUCAGCUUCGCCUAUGGGCUGCCAGUGGCCAAGCUGCCCUCGAGUCAGCCAAUAUCUUGCUGGUGAACUCUGGCCCUGGCACAGUGGGUGUUGAGACUUUGAAGAACCUGGUGUUGCCAGGAAUUGGUCGCUUUGCCAUUUAUGAUGAAGCCAGGGUCGAGGAAGCAGACUUGGGCGUCAACUUCUUCCUGGAUGAGGACAGCCUGGGAAAGCCGAGGUCAGAGAGUCUCACAGGACAUCUGUUGGAGCUGAACCCAGAGGUCCAGGGUGACUGGUAUCCGAAUGAGAAUGUCAAGACUUUAGACUCCCUCCUCACGAGUUCCCCCGUCUUCACAACCAUCAUAUAUACACACCCCAUCACACCAGAGAACCUCUCGCUUCUGGAAUCACAUGGGCAACAACACCAAACCCCGCUGGUGGCGAUACACUCCGCUGGCUUCUACUCUUACUUCCGCAUCAACCUCCCAGGAGCUUUCCCCAUCGUCGACACACAUCCAGACGAGACAGCCACGACAGACCUUCGCCUCCUCACCCCAUGGCCUGAGUUGGCUGUGUUCGCGGAGGAGCUAACGAAGAACAUUGAUGAUCUGUCUGACUUCGAGCAUGGUCACCUGCCUUAUGUCGUGAUAUUGCUCCACUAUCUUGAGAGAUGGAAAGCGGAGCACGAUGGCAGCUACCCCUCAACCUACAAGGAGAAGACCGAGUUUCGUCGGAUAGUCCAGGGCGUGGCGAGGACCCAGAAUGCCGAGGGUGGCGAAGAGAACUUUGAUGAAGCGGCUGCUGCCGUGCUCAAGACCCUUGUGGUGCCAUCACUACCGUCAGGGUUGAAGGAGAUCUUCGAAUACGAGCGCACAAACCCAGCGGAGCAAAAGUCCGGGUUCUGGGUGAUCGCCGACGCGGUCAAGGCCUUCUACGAGAAGCACAAGUGCUUGCCCCUCCCGGGGAAAGUCCCUGACAUGAAGGCCCAGUCCAAGGUGUACAUUCAGCUCCAGAAUAUCUACAAGGCAAAGGCACGCAAGGAUGCUGCUGAGAUCUUGGAAACCGUCCAAGCCACGGCCGGUGGCCAGACCAUCGAUCCCGCAGAAGUGGACCUCUUCUGCAAGAACGCAGCCUUUGUCAAGCUCAUCAACGCAACGACAGGGAAGAUCAGCAGGGCAGAUCGCUUGAACGAGGUAGCAGCCCAAGAGUUUCGCAACGACGAGCAAGCCGAAAUGACCCUCCAGCCACUCUCGCUUCUCCCCAUUUAUCUCGCCAUGCAGGCAACAGCCCACCAAGUUGAGACAGAAGACGGCCGCGGCUGGCCUAGACAAGAGGAGGUGUUGGCAAGGGUAGCCAAGAUGGUGCCCGGGGCAGACGAGAACGAGAGGGUUCGCCAGGCGGUGGAGGAGGUGGCUCGCGCCGAGGGGGGCGAGCUGCACAAUGUUGCUGCGCUGACGGGGGGGAUGGUGGCGCAGGAGAUGAUCAAGAUCAUUACUAAGCAGUAUAUCCCUAUUGAUAAUACUUGCUUAUUUGACGGCAUUAGCAGCCGGUGCCAGAUCCUUCGCCUAUAG
This is a messenger RNA of Podospora anserina S mat+, 1623 nucleotides long. RefSeq lists its product as uncharacterized. Gene Ontology annotation, biological process: protein neddylation. The transcript has 5 exons. NCBI's taxonomy places the organism in Eukaryota, Fungi, Ascomycota, Sordariomycetes, Sordariales, Podosporaceae. The coding region runs from base 1 to 1623 and encodes 540 amino acids. Gene Ontology annotation, cellular component: cytoplasm. The record is from RefSeq and is a predicted model, not a curated record. Gene Ontology annotation, molecular function: NEDD8 activating enzyme activity.